This is a messenger RNA of Arachis ipaensis, 2818 nucleotides long. RefSeq names its product E3 ubiquitin-protein ligase IPI1. Gene Ontology annotation, molecular function: ubiquitin-protein transferase activity. The record is from RefSeq and is a predicted model, not a curated record. NCBI's taxonomy places the organism in Eukaryota, Viridiplantae, Streptophyta, Magnoliopsida, Fabales, Fabaceae.
CUCUUCAUCCUGAAAUCAAAGACUUUUAAAUCUCACACAAUUAAACACGAGAAACACACCUUUAAUUUCUCGCCUCCGUAGCUCUCUCUCCCGUGUCCAACGCCAAACUGCACGUCGUAAACGCAACUUAGACACACGAUAACAAAACAGAGAAAAAAGGAAAAAAUUAAAAGGAAAAAGACAAAAAAAAAAAAAGAAAAGAAGAAGAAAGAAAGACGCAUUAAUAAAUAAACAAAACGAAACAUUGUUUGCGCUUUCGUUGCUUCGCUUCAUUUGCUACGAUUUUUGGAUUUUUUUAAUUAUUUAUUUGUGGAGAAUUAUGGGUCUUGGGAUGAAAUAUGACGAAGAAAGCAAGGUGGUUGACGAUGGAGGAGAGGGUGGCGGUGGUGGAGCUAAUUCGUUUGAUUCUGUCUCAUGUUCAAUUUGCCUUGACGCUGUUAUCGAUAAUGGGGAUCGAUCGUUGGCUAAGCUUAAAUGUGGCCAUCAAUUUCAUCUUGAUUGCAUUGGUUCAGCAUUCAAUAUGAAAGGAACAAUGCAAUGCCCUAAUUGUCGAAAGAUUGAGAAAGGUCAAUGGCUUUAUGCUAAUGGUGGCCGGUCAUAUCAUGAUUACAGUAUGGAUGAUUGGACCCAUGAUGAGGACCUUUAUGACCUUAGCUACUCUGAAAUGUCCUUUGGAGUUCAUUGGUGCCCAUUUGGCAACUUGGCGAGACUUCCAUCAUCUUUCGAGGACGGAGAAUUUUCAUCAAGUGCAUAUCAUGAUAUACUGGGAGGACAACAUGCUGUAUAUGCUGAGCAUCAUAACACAGUUGUAAAUUCUGUUAAUCAUCCUUGCCCAUAUAUUGCAUAUUUUGGAGCAAUACAUCCAUCUUCCUCCAACUCAGGUGGAAAUGUUUCAGAGAUUUCCACCUUCAGUCAUUGGAAUGGUUCAUCUGUGCAUAGCGACAUGCCCACUUCCUACACAUAUCCUACAUUGGAUCUUCAUUAUCAUAGUUGGGAACAACAUUCCCCUCCUUUCUCUACAUACACUAGUCGUCUAGUUGCCGGUGAUCGCCGGUCGAUAUCUCCACGGACUCAAAGGCCAUCCAGGGGUGGCUCAGAUGUACCAAGAUCAAGUUCUUAUAUGCAUCCUCCUGGGGGUCACAGUUCUUCUGGUUCUGUGAGCUCAGUUACUUCCUCAAUGCUACCUCCUUAUCCUGGUAGCAACGCUCGAUCCCGUGAUAGAGUUCAAGCGCUUCAAGCUUACUAUCAAUCACCAAAUUCAACUACAACGCGAACACACGUUCCUUCUGGAUCCCGAAGAUCUGGUAAUCAUAGUGGAUCACCUCAAAUUGCACCGGACCAAAGCGGUUUCUUUUUUGUCCCAUCAAGUUCUUCAGGUCGUAGUAGUUUUCCAGAAGAUGCAUGUCUCCCAAGUCGCUACCAUGCUUGGGAACGAGAGCACAUAUCUUCUUUAAGCAUUGUUGAUAGAGAUUCAGCCUGGAGACAAUACCGCCAAACUGUUGGUAGGUCAGAACGCUCUAGCAACUAUCGAUUAAGGCAUGGAUCCGAAAGAAUGCAUUCCCAUAAUCGAUGAUAUAUUCCUCUUCACUGUGAACCAAGCAUCCAUUAGAUAGUUUUCCUGGUUACUACGUGGCAGCGUGAUGGAAAUAAGAUAGUCAGAAAAAUCAGGUGUUAUUUGGAGGAAAUAGUGAGUAGAAAGAACAUUAUCAGUUGGCAAGGGAUAAAUGAAGUUUGAUGGAAGUAGCUACAGGCCUACCGUUGUAUCUGUAAGACUGUAAUGGUCGACUAUGUUAUGUUUCUCAUGGGAUGUUUUAUUUUUGAGAAUUUGAGUAAUUUUAUAUCUGCUGCGUGGCAGUGAUCAAAUUGUUGUGCAGUGCUAAUGACUGAACCAGGGUAACCUUGAAGUUCACAGGAGGGUUUAGGAAAUGUUUGAUUUUUUUUUUUUUAGUGCUAUAUGUGUUACAAAACACACCAAUUAUCAUCACAGACAAUUAUUUCUAUUCUAUUUUUACUUCUGCCACAUAUAUCUGCAUUCAUAAUUUUUUAAUGAUAAAAUGGUUGCUUAAUUAGGGUUCAAAAUCAAAUUCCUUUUAGCAUGAACUAAAGCCAAAGUAAAAUUUGAAAAGUUAAUGUCAAAGACAUUGUUUAGGGUCGGAAUUCCAAAGAUGUUUAAAAAUUUUUUUAACUAUAAGAGAUACAAGGGAUGAUUGUCAUAUGUUAUAAAUUUGAUUUGCAUGCACUUCUAGCUAGCGGACUCUAGCUAGCGGACUCUAUUAUGUUGUCAAGUCAACUAAUAAUAAGAAUUAACAAAAAAAUAAAUUGUUUAAAAUCUACUCGACGAUUAAUCCUAGAUAUACUUAAUUGACUAUAAUUUUGUACAGUAUACUAAUUAAACUACUCCGCAGUUUAAUUAUGGAUUUUUAAAACACAAACAUCUAUGAAUGUGAGGGAUAACAUGACUGUCUGCAAGAAACCAAUUGGGUGGAAAACAGGCAAGAGAGUUAAAACCCUUUAUAAAACCAAGAACAAUAAAAAUAAUUUAAUUUUAAUAUAUUGUCAGUGUUAAAAUAAUUUUACACGUGUAUUCAAUUACCACACCAGUAAAAAUAAUUAUCUUUCAUCUGUAAAUGAUCAUUUAAAAAAUUGGAUAUGAUUGCACGACGAUGUAAAAUACUUUACUCUCAGUGCAUCAAAAUUAAACUCAAAUAAAAAUACGGUAAACAUUAUUGUUGAUAAAAUUUAGUGUUUCCUGCCAAAGAUUUAUACUAAGAUAAAUUUUGUUGAGCCAAACAUCUACUGAAAAUACAAAAAAAAAAAA